Monodelphis domestica (gray short-tailed opossum) is the source of this 2183-nucleotide messenger RNA. Lineage: Eukaryota; Metazoa; Chordata; Mammalia; Didelphimorphia; Didelphidae. The record is from RefSeq and is a predicted model, not a curated record.
AUAUAUAUGCAUAUAUCUAUAUCUAUAUCUUUGUAGUCAUAUAAAUCUUAUAUACCCAGAGCUUAGCUGAGGACCAGAAGACCAGACAUGGAAGAAGCUCUUAGUAGUGAAUAUCAUUUUUCCUUUUUUCUAUACACAUGUAAAUCUGUGUGUCAGUAUAUACAUAUAUAUGCACAUAAAUGCAUGCACACAUUUAUUUAUAUAUGUGUAUGUGUGUAUGUGUCGAUAUCUAUACCUCUAUCUAAGGCCAGGUUACUUACUCAUCAGACCUGCCCUAACAUUCUUCUAGUUUGCAAAAGGGAUUGUCACUGUAAUUUCUCAGCUAUUAUGGUAUUUCCACUGACUGUUUUUGAACAUCUCUUGGAGUCCAUUUUACUAAAUUACAAUCCUGCUAGAAGCAGAAACAGUCUUUCCCCCUGUAUAUACAGAACUAUGCAGGAAGAGAGGCUUCGUUUUGUAGUGUUAGGAAGUGAUAUGUAUUGAAGUGGUCCCCCUGAUGUCCAUCCUGGAUGUCUGAAGCUCACCAGGUCAGUAACAUCUUACUGCUUUUGGCAGCUUCCUGCAACUAAAUGGCAGUGAAGGUGUCACCUUGCCUUGAAAAACACAAUUCUUAACUGGGAGAGCUUUUAAGCUUUGGAUUCUAUCCCUAACCUCAUUCCUAUCUACAUGCCUAUCUCUUUCCCUCUUCCCAUUCCCAUCCAUGUCCCCAUCUCAGUUCCCAAACCUAUCCCUGUCUCUAAUCUCAUGUAAAUCUCUCGUCCUAUCCUGAUUAGUUUUACUCAAUAGUUACUAGUCAUGGAAUUUGUGCAUAUGUUUUUGAAUGUAAUAGAUCUUAAGGGGUCAUUUGAGAAUAAAGAGUUCAGAUAAGUGGCUAGCAGGAAUAAAUGAGAUGGUUGUGACUGUUCGAGAGGAAAAGGAUUGAAUAGCGUAUAAUUAAUAGAUUUAUGUUGGUUCAUUUGGUAAAUUUCAGGCUAACAUUUUUCAAGACAAAUAUAAAGACAUGAACACAUACAAAGUGAAUAUGGAACAGAAACCUGAUGAAUCAAAUAAAGAAGGCACAUUUUUACCAUUGGCCCCAGAAGAAGAAUUAUUACUAGAACAAUUUAAAAUAAAACCUAAAGAGAUAAAAAGUGAAGAUUUAUCACCAGGGCAAUUAUUAGCCCAAGGGGAUUUCAAUUCAGGUGUGAAAAAUGAGGCACAGAGAAGAUAUUCAGAUAGUUACCUUCCCAGCGGUGACUUCAUGGCUUCUGGCUCUAAAAGCAAUACCAUAGAGACCCCAAUAAAAAAAGAAAAAGAAGAAGAAGAAAUAGUAGUGGAGGAAGAGAUUAUUAGCACUGGAAAACCUACAGUGGGAAAGGCUAAAAAGAGAUUUUCCUGGUUCCGCAAUAUCAAAGAACGCAAGCUGUGGAACUUCUUUCAUUUUAAAAAACAUGACAAACAAGUAAAGAAUGUGCACAAGUGGGAAGAAAUUGAUCAAGAGGUAUUGGAUGAUUACUGUCCUUAUUCUACUGAAGCCCCUAAAAUAUUGCCAACACAGUGGACAAAUAUUGAAGUUGGUAAUUGGUUAUGGAGCAUUGGAAUGGAGGAGUAUGUUGUAAAAUUUUAUUGUAAAGGAAUAAAUGGUGGAAAACUCCUUAUACUGGACAAUCGCUUGCUAAAAGAAAUCGAAGUCAACAGGAAGAAAGACCGCCGGAAAAUACUUAAGGCUAUUAAGAAAAUUAGAGAUUUUUUGGAAAAAAAUCAUAUUUGGGUCUUACUAUAGAAAUUGAUGAAAAGAAGACACAGAACCUGAAAGAUAUGGCAAAAAUGGAAAAUGCAAUUACUUUUGUUAUAUUUACUUUUCAUCAUUUUACUUAUAUGUUAAUUUUGCUAUAUGAACUUUUAAGGGAUUUUACUUCCAUGUUACUUUUGUUAUAUGAACUUUUAAUCAUUUUAUUACUGUUAUUCUGUUAUUAUUAACUUUCAAUCAUUUUAUUACUGUUACUUUUGUUGUUACUAACUUUUAAUCUUUUCACUUCCAUGUUACUUUUGUUAUAUGAACUUUUAAGGGAUUUACUUCCAUGUUACUUUUGUUAUAUGAACUUUUAAUCAUUUCACUUCUAUGUUACUUUUGUUAUGUGAACUUUUAAGGGAUUUUACAUCCAUGUUGACUUUUGUUAUAUGAACUUUUAAGGGAUUUUACA